ACUCAAGGAGGGAUGAUAGCGUGCUGUGCAUCAUUGAGUCUGAUUGAGUCACGCGAAAAUCUUAAAAGAUGAAUGUUCGAAAUCAACUGAUUUUAUUUCUUCUCUGGUUCUUUUACCUCACCAUUGGAGUGCUAAUUUUUAGAGCUGUGGAACACGAUGGCGAAGGAAAGCAAGAGAAAUCCAAAGAGCAACGGCUAAAGAUAGCCAAAGACAAAAUAACAUCCGCGUACAACAUGAGCGAAGCAGAAUUCUACAAUAUUGUGCAGCAUAUUGAGGCAGCUUCGUCUUCGAAUGGCGUACCAGAAUGGAGCUAUCUCGAUUCUGUUUCUUUCGUGAUUCAACUUGUGACAACAAUAGGUUAUGGUAACAUUACUCCAGUGACAAAUGGCGGUCGUGUGUUUUGUAUAAUCUUCGCUUUCUUUGGAAUCCCGAUAAACAUUAUGUUUUUGCAGUCCGUUGGUAAAGGCUUGCGUGAAGUCGAAAAAUUUCUCAUCACGAAAUUCGAAAAACGCUGCCUGAAGAGGAAUGAAAAGCCGAAAUUCCUAAAUGAAAAAUGUUCUCUGUGUGCAGUUGUGCUCUUCGUUACUUUGUUACUUAUUUCUGCGGCUGUCCAACAAACGAUUGACGAAUGGACAUUUUUGGACGGUUUUUACGCCUAUUUCAUCACGUUUACAACAGUUGGAUUUGGGGAUAUGAUACCAGGAGACAGUUCAACAGAACAUCGCGUCAGGAACACAGUAAUUCGUAUCGUGUUCAUCAUCCUGGGUUUAAUGGCCAUGUCGAAUGUACUGAUCGCGGUUAUGGAGUCUACUGAAUGUCUACAAUAUUUGAAAACUUACAUGAAUUUUUGCAGAAGAGGGGAAAGUGUUGAUAUUCCUGAAACAAAGGAGAGCGGUGGUGGAGUAGAGUUAACUGAAUACCGUAACGAAGAUCCGAAAAACAACGAUUCGCAGCUUGCAGCGCCAAUAUGAAGUGUAUUGAGAGAGGAUCAUUUGAAUACUACAGGGUGAAA
Messenger RNA from Pocillopora damicornis (cauliflower coral), 1012 nucleotides. RefSeq names its product potassium channel subfamily K member 9. Gene Ontology annotation, cellular component: plasma membrane. The record is from RefSeq and is a predicted model, not a curated record. Gene Ontology annotation, biological process: stabilization of membrane potential; potassium ion transmembrane transport. Gene Ontology annotation, molecular function: potassium ion leak channel activity; outward rectifier potassium channel activity. Lineage: Eukaryota; Metazoa; Cnidaria; Anthozoa; Scleractinia; Pocilloporidae.